Messenger RNA from Colletotrichum navitas, 927 nucleotides. RefSeq lists its product as uncharacterized. The record is from RefSeq and is a predicted model, not a curated record. The transcript has a single exon. Lineage: Eukaryota; Fungi; Ascomycota; Sordariomycetes; Glomerellales; Glomerellaceae. Bases 61 to 546 code for a protein of 161 amino acids.
AACAACAACAACAACAUCCUCGUGCGCAUCAGGCACGGCGGCGACGCGCUCGCCGGCAACAUGCCUGCCUCGCUGCUGAGGGAGGUGCAGCAGUCGACGCAGGCCGCACUCGCGCGUGGGAUUCCGUGGCAUCAGCUCCUGGGCCUCGCCAGCUACACACCCGACUACCCCGACCACCCACUCUUCGACGUCAUGGUCUCCUUUCACGAACCGGACAUGGUCCAGCAGCUCCGGGUGGACAUUCCGACCCUGCAGCCCUGCUUUGCGUGGUCCUCUGGGGCCAAGUUCAAAGUUAUGUGCGAGUUUACCGUCGUCGCGGGCGACUGUGUCCUUCUACGCGUCGAGUACGACGACAUGUGUAUACAACAAGAGGAGGACCUGCGCGGGUUUAUCCGGGACGUUGCGGCAGCUAUGAUCACGUUAACCAGCAUCACACACCCGAGUCCUGGUUCGGAUGUGCAAGGCACGGAAAGCAGUCCAGAGCUCGAACGGUAUGGGACGUUUUGGGACGAAAGAGCUCUCCUGGGGAAGAGGAUGUCAGACUAGCCACCCCGAGCCUCGUGUACAUGGACGGCACCAACAAGGUAGACUGGUGGAUGUAGGACCCAUGUCCUCUAAAAUAAGACUUGGUCAUUUUGCCCCUGCACUUCUCUGCAGCUUGCUUGCCAUUGUGCAUCUGCAUAUCAUGUGAGUCGACAUGGCCAACAUUGCAGUCAACCAUGUCAACCGGGGUGGACAUGAACCCCUCCCUAUGCUGUUAUUGAGGUCACGUCGUCUGGUCGCACCACCGGGCAGGAGUCUGUCGACGAAGAACUGAACGGGCGAAAGCCAUGUGCGGCCCGAGGUCACAUAACAUGCGUCCCCCCAUGAGCCGCAGGUUGGACAAGGGAGGACAUGAACGAACAGCAGAAGCUAAUGCAUCAUAUA